This is a messenger RNA of Scomber japonicus (chub mackerel), 8284 nucleotides long. RefSeq names its product AT rich interactive domain 1Ab (SWI-like) (gene arid1ab). Gene Ontology annotation, molecular function: nucleosome binding; DNA binding. Gene Ontology annotation, cellular component: nucleoplasm; brahma complex; nBAF complex. NCBI's taxonomy places the organism in Eukaryota, Metazoa, Chordata, Actinopteri, Scombriformes, Scombridae. Gene Ontology annotation, biological process: positive regulation of DNA-templated transcription; chromatin remodeling; regulation of transcription by RNA polymerase II. The record is from RefSeq and is a predicted model, not a curated record.
UUCCCUGGCUCUGUAUUUAUAUAUUUUUUCUUUUCACAAACUUUCCCCCCCCUCUCUGUUUUAACUUGAAACGGAGUCGCGGUGGAUUACCGGAUACCGGUCCGGGCGGAAGGGCACAGGGAGGGAAUGAACCGGGACAGCGGGUACGUUGUUAUAAAUAUACUUGUAUUUAUAUUAAAUGGUUAUUCGGAGUUUGAUUGUGAGUGAGUCGCCGUGCUGAGAGAGAGAGGCAGAGAAAGAGUGGGGGAGAGAGAGAGAGAGGGAUAUCAUGGCCGCUCAGGUCGCCAGCGUCGCCACUCUCAACCCUAACCCGCCAUCCGAACUCAAAAAGCCGGAUCGGGACCCGCAGGAGGAGUCGGUACCGGGUGAGAAACAGCAUGAAAAUAAGGAACCGGGACCUGACGGCGGAUCUCCCGGCCAGAAGGAGCUGCAGGACGGGACCGAUGCUGGGAAUGCUGGGGGAGGAGGAGGAGGGGAUCCUGACAUGAAGAACGGCAACGGGAAUUUGCCCAGGGUAAAUAAUAAUAAUAAUAAUAGCAGUAAUCAGAAUGAUUCAGGCGGGCCCGAAGGGAAUAACCAUCCCGGGAUGGGACACCAUCAUCACCACCACCACCACCACCAGGGCCCCUUUCCUCCACCUCCUUACGGUUACAACCAGCACUACAGCCGGGCCCCUUUUCAUCAACAUGGCGGACAACAAAGCCCUGGCAUGGCAGCUGCAUCGGGGCCGGGCAUGAUGGACCCUUACCCGGCUAACUCACACGAACACGGCUACCCGAACCAUUAUAACAACUACAGCCCGUUCCAGAGCAGGACUUCUUAUCAGGGACAAGGGUACGGGGCCAUGAAUUCCCCGCGUAACAACCAGCCUCCGGCGGCUGGUGGGCAGCCAGGCAAGCAGGCUGCCUCUUAUAAUAACCAGAGGUAUAACAUGGGGAACCAACAACCUACGUCAACGCCAACUUUAAAUCAGCUCCUGACGUCCCCCAGCUCUGCCAGGAGCUACCCGAAUUACCCCCAAGGAGACUAUAACAAUCAGGAAGGGGCCAGCAGCAAGGGACCAGGAGACAUGGGCAGCAGCCAGUAUAGUGGGGUCCAUCCGGGUUGGCAACAAAGGACCCACCACCCGCCUCCCAUGAGCCCGGGAAACACUGGACAGCCUCCAAACAGAAACCAGCCUCCAAGCCCAAUGGACCAGGUAGGGAAGAUGCGUGGCCAGCCAUAUGGAGGACCUAACCCUUACUCUCAGCCGCAGCAGCAAGGGCCUCCCACAGGGCCCGGACCACAGCAGGGAGGCUCUUACCCAGGGCAGGCCUACGGACCUCCAGGCCCACAGAGAUAUCCAAUGGGGAUGCAGAGCCGAACUCCUGGCGCUAUGGGUGGCAUGCAGUAUGGACAGCAGAUGUCAGCCUAUGGACAGCAGGGACCGGGUGGCUACAGCCAACAGAGUCAGGGCUACUACAGUCAGCAUGGCCCCCCAACUCACCCUGGCCAACAGCAGCCUCCAUACCCUGGCCAGCCCCAGGGCAGCUCUGGACCUCCCUACGCCCAGCAGGGCCUCCCCUCACAGCCCCCUGGCCAACAUGGACAGCCAGGUGCUCCUUACCCACAAUCUCAAGGUCCCCACGGCCCUCCUACAGGACAACCACCAUACGUCCCUCCUCAGCAGCAGCAGCAGCAGCAGCCGCAGCCGCAGCAGCAGCAGCAGCAGCAGCCGCCUCCUCAACAGCAGGGCCCAGGUCCUCAGAGUCAGCAGGGCCCUCAGGGUCAACCUGGCUACCCACAACCCACUGGUCCAGGGCAGCCACCACAACAGCAAACCCCACAACAGCAGCAGCAGCAGCAACAACAGCAGCAGCAGCAGCAGCAAGGGCCCCCACAACAACAACAACAGCAACAACAACCAGGAGGUCCGCCUCCUCAAGCCCAGCAACCUCCAGGUCAUGGUCAGCAGGGUCAGCCAUCACCUUACUCCCAGACACCCCCCCUGCAGCAGCAGCAGCAGCAGCAGCAGCAGCAGCAACAACAGCAGCAGCAGCAGCAGCAACAACCUCCACAGCAGCAACAGUCACCAUAUCAAAGGUUCCCACCGCCUCCACAGGAACUCUCCCAGGAUUCCUUCAGCUCCCAGUCCAGCGCCCCUCCUUCCAACCAGCCCAUGGCUUCCAACAAGAGCAGUCAAGAAGACAGCAUGCAGGCCCGGCCAUCCAGUCUGCCGGAUCUUUCGGGGUCUAUUGACGACCUGCCCACUGGUACGGAGGGAGCCCUGAGCCCCGGCGUCAGCACCUCAGGGGUGUCCAGCAGUCAGGGCGAGCAGAGCAACCCAGCUCAGUCGCCCUUCUCUCCGCACACUUCGCCCCACCUGCCGGGCAUCCGCGGACCCUCGCCAUCGCCUGUGGGUUCCCCAGCGAGCGUCACCCCCUCCCGCACCGGCCCUCUGUCCCCUGCUGCUGUGCCAGGUAAUCAGAUGCCUCCCCGGCCGCCCAGCGUCCAGUCAGACAGCAUCAUGCACUCUUCCAUGAACCAGUCAGCCAUGGGUCAGGACAGGGUGUACAUGCGCAACCCUCAGAUGCCUCCUUACGGGUCCCCUGGACAACCUGGCUCCGCCUUAUCUCCACGCCAGUCUUCGGGAGGCCAGAUGCAUAGUGGAAUGGGACCUUAUCCCCAGAACAACUCUAUGGGAAACUAUGGGCCUCAGGGGGGCCAGUAUGGCCCACAAGGUUACCCCAGGCAGCCCGGCUACACAGGGAUGCCCAACGCCAACUACCCCAGUGGUCCUGGCAUGGGCGGCUCCAUGAACCCCAUGCCCGGCCAGGGCAGCGGGGCUCCAUAUGGAAACAUGCCUCCUGGCAGAAUAGCCCCAGGACAGAUGGCUACUCGGCCCUACGGUCCCGCCAUGGCCACUAACAUGGGCGCCAUGCCUCCUCAGGUGGCGUCCGGGAUGUGUCCCCCUCCAGGCAUGAACAGGAAGGACGGCGGCCCCUCCAUGCACCACGGACCUACAAACUCCAUACAACACAGGCCACCUGGCUAUCCCAACAUGUCCCAAGGCAUGAUGGGAGCAGGCUCUCCAUACGGCCCUGGCAUGAACAGCAUGCACGGUAUGAUGAACCAGGGAGGUCCAGGACCAUACCCAAUGGGAGCCAACAUGGCCAACAAUACCCCUGGAAUGGCUCCAAGUUCAGAGUUCGUCAUGGACAAAGUUAACCCUGCCCAGAAGAUAAACAACAAAGUGGAGGGAACCCCCAAACCAGAAUCAAAAAAGAAGUCGAGUUCUUCCACCAUCACCAAUGAGAAGAUCACUCGCCUGUACGAGCUCGGCCCAGAGCCAGAGAGGAAGAUGUGGGUGGACCGAUAUCUGGCCUUUGCAGAGGAGAAGGCUAUGGGCAUGAACAACCUGCCCGCCGUGGGACGCAAGCCUCUCGACCUAUUCAGACUCUACAUAUCCGUCAAAGAGAUCGGCGGCCUCACCCAGGUGAACAAGAACAAGAAGUGGAGGGAGCUGGCCACCAACCUGAACGUGGGCACGUCGAGCAGCGCGGCCAGUUCGCUCAAGAAACAGUACAUCCAGUGUUUGUACGCCUUCGAGUGCAAGAUCGAGCGUGGCGAGGACCCGCCCCCGGACUUCUUCAACACAGACACCAAAAAGAACCAGCCGAAGAUCCAGCCUCCAAGCCCAGCUGGUUCAGGAUCCCUCCAAGGCCCCCAGACCCCUCAGUCCACCAGUAGUUCGAUGGCAGAAGGGGGAGACCUGAAGCCCCCCACGCCAGCAUCCACACCGCACACACAAAUGCCUCCUAUGCCUGGCGUCAGGAGUAGCGUAAAUUUGCAGGACCCUUUUGCUGAUGGUGGAGACCCAGCAUUUUCUAGAAGGAACGCCCUGACUCCCAACUCUCAGGGCUACCAGCCUGGUAUGGCUGGCCCCCCAGAGAUAAUGGGAAGAAUGGGUCCCUAUGAGUCCAACAAAGACCCCUUCGGCGGCAUGAGGAAAGCUGGAGAGCAGUUCAUGCCGCCAGGCCCUAACAGUGGGAUGGGAGAACAGUACAACAGAGGCCCACCUGGCCCCAUGGGCAAUAUGCAGAUGGGCCAGAGGCAACAGUACCCUUACGGAUACGACCGCAGACAGGAGCCGGGCAUGGGCCCUGACGGCAGCAUGGGACCAGGAGUUCCUCAGCCCAACAUGAUGCCUUCAGGAGCCGACACAGGGAUGUACUCGCCCAGCCGCCCUCCACCACAGCAAAGGCAUGAAUCCUAUGCCAAUCAGUACCCUGGCCAGGGAGCUCCCCCUGGUGGCCCAUACCCAAAUCAACAACCAGGAAUGUAUCCACAGCAGCAACCGAACUACAAGCGUCCUGUAGAUGGAGGGUAUGGUCCUCCCGCCAAGCGCCAUGAGGGAGAAAUGUACAAUGUCCCGUAUACUGGCCAGCAGCAGCCAGGACCCCAGCCCUCUGGGCCCCAGGGUCAACAGGACAUGUAUAAUCAGUAUAAUGCAUACCCUGGUGGGGAGCGCAGACCACCAGGCCCACAAAACCAGUUCCCCUUUCCCUUUGGCCGGGACCGAGGACCAUCAUCUGCAGGCCCCAACUCCCAGUCUCCAAUGCCACCCCAAAUGAUGGCAAGCUCCAUGCCUUCAGGUCCUGAUGGCCCACAGGGCCCAAUGUGGCAGGGCCGCAAUGAGAUGGGCUACCCCAACUAUCCCAACCGUCAGGGACCUCCUGUACCUGGCCAGGGCCCUGGCUACCAUGGCAUGAACCGCUCUGAGGAGAUGAUACCAUCAGACCAACGCAUGAACCACGAGGGUCAAUGGCCUGGCCAUGUCAACCAGAGACAGCCACCUUUUGGCCCCGGUGGUUCUGGACCACCCAUGACCAGACCCCUGCCAUCCACCUACCAGACUUCACAGAACCACAUUCCUCAGGUGUCAAGCCCAGCGCCAAUGCCCAGGCCCAUGGAAAGCAGGACAUCGCCCAGCAAGUCCCCCUACAUGCAUCCGGGCAUCAAAGUGCAGAAAGCCGGACCUCCGGUGCCAGCCUCCCACAUUGGCCAGGCCCCUGUACAGCAACCCAUGAUCAGGCGAGAUGUGGCUUUCCCUCCUGGUUCAGUAGAGGCCUCCCAACCCCACCUGAAACCUCGCAGGCGGCUAACCAUGAAAGACAUAGGCACUCCUGAGGCAUGGAGAGUGAUGAUGUCACUAAAGUCAGGCUUACUAGCGGAAAGCACGUGGGCCUUGGACACCAUUAACAUUUUACUGUAUGAUGACAAUAGCAUUACUACUUUUAACUUAUGCCAGCUUCCUGGAUUCCUGGAGUUGGUGGUGGAAUACUUCAGACGCUGCCUCAUCGAGAUCUUUGGUAUCUUAAAGGAGUAUGAAGUAGGAGACCCCGGCCAGCGCACCCUCAUAGACCCCAACGCUGCUGAUGAUUCUGAUGAUGAAAUUCCAAUGCCUGAGGGGGAGGACAUGGACACAGAUGAAGAGGACGACGAGGAAGAAGAGGUAGAAGAAACAAAGGCGAAUUCUGACGCCUCUUCACUGGUCCAAGUGAAACAGGAGGAGGACGGCUCCCAGAAAGACAGGUCUUCAGAGGACGAGGAAGAGGAGAAGGAAAGGGAGUCUUCUGUUAAGGAACCCAAUACCUCUACCUCAGGGUCCUCCCAAGACCCCAACCUCCACUCGGAAAAGCCCAGGCAGGCUAGUAAAUUUGAUAAACUCCCCAUCAAGUUGGUGCGGAAGAAGAAUCCCUUCCUGUUGAACCACUCAUCCAAGCUUGGGCAGCGGCAGUGCUUUGACAGCGGCCUGAUACACUGGAGCAUUGGUGGUGGUGACACUACCGAACACAUCCAGACCCACUUUGAGAGCCGGAAGAACCUUCUCAAACAGCGGAAACGCACGGCAACAUCCUCCGAGAAUCGCAAGAAGGUCCAGACGCCUGAGGUGGCGACGGAAAACCCUGAGAAAUCGAAGUCCCAUGGGGAGAAUAAGCUCCGGCAGCAGCAGCCCCAGCCAUCUGAACCUCAGAAGUCUCCAGCAGAGAAGGCACCUCCUCCUCCUCUUCCUAUUGGCGCACCAGUCACUGCCACCAUUGACGAUGUACUAUCUGCGCGACCAGGAUCAGUCACGGAGGAAGUUGUUCGUGGAGGCGCAGAGGAGCAGAAAGAAAACGGCAAAUACUUGUUCAGCAUCAACCCUGACCUGCAAAGCCGCCGCAACAUCAAGAUCUUAGAAGACGAGCCUCACAGCAAGGACGAAACGCCACUCAGUACUCUGUCGGACUGGCAGGACUCACUAGCCCGGCGCUGCAUCUGCAUUUCCAACAUAGUGCGCAGCCUCUCCUUUGUCCCUGGGAACGACCAGGAGAUGUCGAAACACCCAGGCCUCCUCUUGCUUCUGGGCCGCCUGGUGCUGCUCCACCACAGGCACCCCGAACGCAAACAGGCGCCGGUCACUUACGAGAAGGAGGAAGAGGAAGAUGAAGGCGUGAGCUGCGAGAGAGACGAGUGGUGGUGGGACUGCCUCGAGGUGUUACGGGAGAACUGCCUGGUCACUCUGGCGAACAUCUCAGGCCAGCUGGACCUUUCUAUCUAUCCAGAGAGUAUAUGCCUGCCACUGCUUGACGGCCUGCUCCACUGGGCUGUCUGCCCCUCAGCAGAGGCCUUGGACCCCUUCCCCACGCUGGGGCCCCAUGGCUCACUUUCCCCCCAGAGACUGGUCCUUGAGACCCUCAGCAAGCUCAGCAUCCAGGACAACAACGUCGACCUCAUUCUGGCAACGCCACCGUUCAGCCGCUUGGAGAAGCUCUAUGGCUCACUGGUGCGUCUGGUCGGCGAGCGCAAGGUGGCCGUCUGCCGGGAAAUGGCAGUCGUCCUGUUGGCUAACUUGGCCCACGGCGACAGCCUCGCAGCACGGGCUAUCGCCGUGCAGAAAGGCAGCGUGGGUAACCUGCUAGGCUUCCUCGAGGACAGUCUAGCGGCCACGCAGUACCAGCAGAGCCAGAGCUCCCUGUUACAAAUGCAGGGCGCACCCCAGUUUGAGCCCACCAGUGUGGACAUGAUGCGGCGGGCGGCCCGGGCCCUGCACGCACUGGCUAAGGUGGAGGAAAACCACUCGGAGUUCACUUUGUAUGAGUCGCGGCUACUGGACAUCUCAGUGUCCCCACUUAUGAACUCUAUGGUGUCCCAAGUGAUCUGUGACGUACUGUUUCUGAUUGGCCAGUCAUGACAGCCGUGGGGAGGUUUCAGCUCUGCCUCUUUCCGUUCCCCCUCCUCCCCCCCCUUUUUUUGUGUGUCUGUUGCGUGUGAGUGAAAAGAGCAAAACUGACUGUCCUUUUUUUUUCUUUUUUUUUCUUUUUUUUAAUUUAUGCAAAAUCACCUCGGAUUCCACUGUCUUUUUACCCCCCUGCUUCUCACUAAAGGAAGGAAUAUCAUGAAGUAGCUGUGGAUUUUAAACUUCUGAAAAUGGAAAGAUACUGGCGAAGAAGAGCAGAUUGGGACCCAGGCAUAGGACAGAGUGUGCUGCCCUGCAGAAAAAGGACUUGUUUUUUUUAAUGAAAAAACAAAAAUCUCCAGAAAAAAGAAAAAAACUGUAACCAAAGUUGCUGUCUCGUUUACAGUGAGUUUGGGGGAUACAUGUGCUUGGGGGAUACACGUGCUCGCUUUCUCCCUCGGGGGGGAGGGAGGGGGGUCGGCAGGGAGAAGAGGGCACGGACUAAACAAUAUUAUGGUUCAUGUUUGGAGGCUACAUAGACUCACAGACUGUGGUGUGGUAUAAUUGCUGUAACUUUGGAUGCUAUAUACUCAGCCCCACAGGAACCACAUUAUUGGCUGUGAACAGACAUCUGUCAUGGGAGGCCUGUGCAGUAGAUUGUAGGACUUUUUUCUGUACUGUACACCUUAAAAACUGUAAACAUACUGUAAUAAUACUGUUUCACACUGAGAUACGCUGGCUUGGCAGCAAACUGUAGUUUUUAAAAACAGUUUUAGUUAAUGUCGAGAGAGAAAACGGCUUUCCCCCCAAAGUAUGGUGAACCUACAACACCCCGACCUCUUCUCUUUGUCCCUUGAUUGUAUGACUUGACCCUUAUAUUAAAAAGUCACCUCUUUAGGACUGGUCCUCAACUCUAGAUGCAGUCCAAGCUGCAGUGUAUAUAUGAUGUUGUACAUUACACUUCUCUCUCUCUCUUUCUCAAAUUCUGUUGCUCUUCACCAUCUUUUUAAUCUUUGACGACAACAAGUUCGACGCAUCAAGUACGCCAUGUGAUUACUUGACGCCUCCCCUCCCCACACCCCC